GUCAUAAUAUGCCAUGCGCUUCUGUUACGUUCUUCCUAGAGAAUCGAUACACCAGGCCUCACCUAUAACGAAACCUAUAUGGAUUCUUCGACUGCUAAUCAGCUUAAUCAAAUUGGAAAUGUUCAUUCAGAAUUCAGGCUGAGAUGUUUAUAAUUAUUCCUCUAUACAUCUAUAUUCAGGCCAUAAACAAUUCAACGAAAUGACGUCUGCGGACGAAUGUACGUAAUCAUUCAUACAGGAAACGAGAUAAGAAACAAAUGAGAAUUUAUACUGUUUUCCAAGACUAGGAUUGAUGUAAGUUGUCAAUAUUGCACCGGGUGUUCCAUUGGAAAAUGAACAUACGUCAACCAAGGGCGGUUUUUAAGUGAUCGAUGGAUUUGUUAGUUGCAUUGAUCGCAGUUUCUGAAAAAGCAGCCAACGUGGCCAGAUUGAUAAGGCAGAAUGGGCACCUGUUCGAUUUGUUGGUGCAGCGGAAGAAGACCAGCGAGUCCAAUCCGAGGUUCGUGGACGACUUCAAAACGUUGGCGGACGUCCUCAUUCAGGAGAUGGUCAAGCACGAUAUCGGGAAACAAUUUCCAGAACUAUCGGAUCAUAUAAAUGGAGAAGAAAAUAACGUGUUCAAGAACAAACUGGGGGAAACCAUCUACGUAGAAAUAAAGCCUUCCGAAAUAGAAACGUCGAAUUUGCUAGAAACAGUCCUAGAUGGGGACCAAAUAGCUGCUGCCCUGCUAUCAGCGGAAGUUCACAGGCAAAUAAUGUUAGGAGAAAUUGGGGUGACAGUGCCAGAAGACUUUACCGUGGAUAUGAACGAACUGGGAAUAUGGAUAGACCCAAUAGACUGCACCGGUGAAUACGUUUAUGGAAAUUUGGGUGAAUGCGAACGAAACAUCCAUUUGAAUGGGUUGAAAUGCGUGACGAUUCUGCUAGGUGUUUUCAAUAGAAUAACAGGAGUUCCUGUGAUGGGAAUUGUCAAUAGGCCGUUCAUUCUUCCAGAAGAAACCCAAUUCUCCCAGAAAUGCGUUUGGGGAGUAGAUCUCCCAAACCUCAAAAUCAAUAGUGGAUUGGAUCAGAAUUCCAGGCAACAUUUGAUAUGCAUCAGUGGAAGCGAGGCUGAUCCUAUCAAGAAGAGACUCAGGGAACAUGGAUUCAAUCUCAUUGAAGCCUCAGGAGCAGGAUACAAAAUUUUGACUGUUAUCUUAGGUCUAGCUGAUGCAUAUUUACUCUCGAAAGGAACGACAUUCAAAUGGGACACAUGUGCUCCACAUGCAAUUUUGAAAUCUUUGGGAGGCGAUAUAGUAGAUUAUAAGACAACAAUCACUACCGAAGAAAAUGGAGUUGUCGAAUAUUGUACAGGAGGAAGCAGCUGCAAUUCUAGUGGAAUAAUUGCAUUCAGAAAUAGUGAUAUAUUGAAAGAGAUCGUCGAUAUUCUGAAACUAUGAAUGUUUGAAUACAACAUUUUUCAGAUUGUUUUCGGAUUUGCGAACAAUGUAACGUUUACAUGGUGAUGCUGAAGAGUUCCAGAAACCAAAUAAUAUACUUAUUCAAGAUGAAUUCUGUUUCAUUCUUGUAUUAAUUGUGUACUGGAUAGUUAUUCAUUGAUAUUCAUUGAUAUGACGAUGUAUGACGAUAUACACUCACCGGCAAAAAAAUACGGCCACCAAAAUAAAUUCCAAUUUUCCUGUAACUUUUUUGUGUCUUGUCCGAUUUUGGUGAAUUUACGACCAAAUAUUAGAUUUAUGUUUCAAAGUGUUGCCUGAAUUUUGAUUCUUGGAA
This is a messenger RNA of Phaedon cochleariae (mustard beetle), 1773 nucleotides long. Lineage: Eukaryota; Metazoa; Arthropoda; Insecta; Coleoptera; Chrysomelidae. The record is from the annotation of a GenBank genome assembly.